UGUGCCUGCCACCGGGUCUCUGUGCCUCAGCCCACCACAUACACACUCACAGCAGUUUACACACACACACGCACAUGCACAUGCACAUGCACGCUUGCACCGGCAAACAUAUGGAGUACUACUGCUUCCUCCUGCUCUGGAUCUGCAGCCAGCAGUUAGGGGUCCUUGACUGCUUCAACAUUGACACAAAGAAACACAGGAUCAUCAAAGGCCCUAAACAAGCCCAGUUUGGAUACACUGUUCAGCAACAUGUGGCUGCUGGAGGAGAAAAGUGGUUAUUGGUGGGCGCUCCGUAUGAAAUGAAUGGCCCUUACCAGACAGGGGAUAUUUAUAAAUGUUCACUGAGCAAACGAACCAAUGGCGGUUGCUCCAAGCUCAAUUUAGGAAGGAUAUCUCUGACCAACGUAUCAGAGCGCAAAGACAAGAUGAGGCUGGGAAUGACGCUCACUUCUAACCCUAAAGACAACAGCUUUGUGGCCUGUGGGCCACUAUGGUCCUACGAGUGUGGCAGCUCUUACUACAGCACUGGCAUAUGCUCCAGAGUCAACGCGAGUUUCAAGUUCUCCAGAACGAUUGCGCCAGCCUUCCAGAGAUGUGAGACCUACAUGGACAUAGUGAUUGUUUUGGAUGGCUCAAACUCAAUCUACCCCUGGUAUGAAGUGCAGGCUUUUCUCAUCAACAUUCUUCAGAAGUUCUAUAUUGGACCAGGUCAAAUACAGGUUGGAGUCGUCCAGUAUGGUGAGAAAGUGGUUCAUGAAUUUAAACUCAGUGACUACAAAUCAGUCGAGGAAGUGGUGAAGAGAGCACGCAGCAUCAAUCAGCGGGGGGGCGAGGAGACCAACACGGCUCUUGGCAUCAACGUUGCACGCUCACAAGCUUUCAAACAAGGAGGUCGGCGUGGUGCCAAGAAGGUGAUGAUAGUGAUAACGGACGGAGAGUCACAUGACAGUCCAGAUCUCCAGCAAGCCAUAGAGGACAGUGAGAAGGAUGGCAUCACCCGUUAUGCCAUUGCUGUUCUCGGCUACUACAACCGUAGAGGAAUCAACCCUGAGGCCUUCCUCAAUGAAAUCAAGUACAUUGCCAGCGACCCAGAUGACAAGCACUUCUUUAAUGUGACAGACGAGUCAGCACUGAAGGACAUCGUGGAUGCUCUUGGAGAACGCAUCUUCAGUUUGGAAGGAACCAGUAAGAAUGGGACAGCGUUUGGCCUCCAGAUGUCUCAGGCUGGAUUUUCCGCACACAACGUCGAGGAUGGGAUUCUGGUGGGUGCUGUUGGGGCUUAUGAUUGGAACGGAGCAGUGCUGAAGGAAACACGGCAGGGGAAGGUGGUCCCACCUAAGUCAUCCUACACACAGGAGUUCCCCGAAGAGCUCAAGAACCAUGGUGCCUAUUUGGGUUACACUGUGACGUCUGUGGUGUCAGCCAAAAAUGGUCGACUACUCGUAGCAGGAGCUCCACGAUUUAACCACACCGGCAAAGUCAUCAUCUUCACUCUGAAGAACUCGGGCAACCUCACCAUCCUGCACUCCCUCAAAGGCCAGCAGAUUGGCUCCUACUACGGCAGUGAGAUUGCACCUCUGGAUAUCGAUGGGGACGGUAUAACUGACAACCUUUUAGUGUCAGCGCCGAUGUUCUUCAGUGCAGGCAUGGAGAAGGGAAAGGUCUACAUCUACAGAUUGCGUAAAAAUCGUUUCAUCCUUGAAGGAGCGUUGGAAAUCCACAAUGGUGGCCAGAACGCCCGCUUCGGCUCAUCGCUCGCUCCUGUCCCUGACCUAAACGGCGAUGGCUUCAAUGACUUGGUGGUGGGCGCCCCGCUGGAAGACGACCACAAAGGAGCCAUUUAUGUUUUCUUUAGUCAGCACAACAGAAUAAUACGCAAGUACAAACAGAGGAUAGCAGCAGCAGAUUUAGCCCCUGGCCUGCAGUACUUUGGCCGCAGUAUCCAUGGCACAAUGGACAUGAACGAUGAUGGUUUAGUGGACCUGGCAGUAGGGUCCCUUGGUGCAGCUGUUCUCCUUUGGUCACAGAGUGUCAUCCGGAUAUAUGCCACUGUUCGGUUUGAGCCCAGCAAGAUCAACAUCUUUGUGAAGGACUGUCAGAGAGGUGGCAAAGACGUGACCUGUAUGUCAGCCAUUGUAUGUUUCAACAUCACUGCCAGGACAGCCAUUCUUCCCACACAGGAAAUUGGGAUCAAGUAUAACGUCUCCAUUGCGGAGAGACGUUUCAAUCCCCGUGCCAUACUGGACAACCCGAACAAGCUGCAGCCUCAAAAUCUGACCCUCCUUCCUGGAGAAGAGACCUGCGAACACAUCUACUUCCACGUCAUGGAGACCACAGACUAUGCAAGGCCCAUAGUGUUUGCUGUACAAGUGGGACUACAGGAUCCAGACCAAGGACCAGUGCUAGAUGAAAGCUGGCCUACUGUUGUGAGGACUGAGCUGCCCUUCUGGAACGGUUGUGAUGAGGACGACCGCUGCAUACCGGACCUUGCACUGCAGAGUAUGACCGACCUGAUGACUCGAAAUCAGUUCUGUGCACAGCACGUACAGUCUCGUGGUGCUUUCUGCCGCCACAUUAGCGAGCAGGGGUUGGAGGGAUCUCUGAGGGUGUUGGAGGGGAACAGGAGGAGGAUGGUGGUGGACGUCCGACUGGAGAACAAAGGAGAGAAUGCCUACCACACGCGCCUUAACAUCACCUACACGCACAAUCUACGCUUCUCCAGCCUCAUAGUCAAGGACAACUCUGACAUCAAGAUUGAGUGUUACAAUGAGGACAAACUGAGGAAUGAGAAGAUCUGCAAUGUUAGUGCUCCGUUCAUGAGAGCCAAGUCUCAGGUAACAUUUCGUCUGGAGUUCGAGUUCAGUCGGACUGUCUUCCUAGACCACAUCAGGGUUAUCCUGGAGGCCGGCAGUGAUGGCGAGGAAAUGAGCACAGCUGAUAAUUUCAAUGAUAUCUAUUACUCACUGAAAUACGAGGCAGACAUUCUCUUCACUAGGGAUUCAAAUCCAACUCGGUAUGAGAUCAAAUCAGAGCUGUCACUGGAGGAGCCCGGAGUUAUCGGUCCUCCUGUCAACUUCACUUUCCAGAUCCAGAACCUUGGCUACUUUCCGGUAAAGGAUCUACAGCUGAACAUUGAGAUCCCAGAAAUGACAAAAAAUGGGAACCAGCUCCUGCAGAUAUCUGACUUCCAUAUUGACCAGAGAGAUGGCACUCACUGUUUACCGCCUCAGCAUGUGGCACAGAGCAGAGCAUCACCUGAGGACCUUUCACGCGUCUCCCGCUUGAAUCAAUCCAACACCUUAACUCUGCCGAUCCAGUGCGCUGUCAAUGUGGCCUCCCACAGAGAAAUUGCAGUUAGGAUCACAGGAGCACUACGAAUAGAUACCUUACACGCACUGAAGUUUAAAAUCCUGGAACUGGUAACCAGUGCAUCAGUGGAGCUCCCCUCCUCCAGCCCCAUGUUUUUACAUGAAGCGAGGCCUGUCAGACAUAUAUUAUUGGAGAUCAGGAAGGAGGGAGAUUACAGGAUCCCUACCUGGAUUAUCAUUGGCAGCACGCUGGGAGGACUCCUAUUGUUAGCUCUGCUCAGUCUGGCUCUAUGGAAGCUCGGCUUCUUCCGGAGGCAGAAGCGAAGAGACGAGGACGAGCGGGAGGCCAACGGGAAAGUGGCCGAAGAACGGUAA
Seriola dumerili (greater amberjack) is the source of this 3683-nucleotide messenger RNA. RefSeq names its product integrin subunit alpha 11 (gene itga11a). Gene Ontology annotation, molecular function: integrin binding. Gene Ontology annotation, cellular component: external side of plasma membrane; integrin complex. NCBI's taxonomy places the organism in Eukaryota, Metazoa, Chordata, Actinopteri, Carangiformes, Carangidae. Bases 75 to 3683 code for a protein of 1202 amino acids. Gene Ontology annotation, biological process: cell-cell adhesion; integrin-mediated signaling pathway; cell-matrix adhesion. The record is from RefSeq and is a predicted model, not a curated record. The transcript is spliced from 31 exons.